AUGGCGAAAGAUCGGAAUAAGAAGUAUGAUUUUUGCGUCAAGUUUCUUGAAUCAAAUCCUCAUAGCAAAAGUGCAUCGAGUAUCAAAGGAUUGGUCAUAGCAUCAACGAAGAAUGCUGCAUUCAACACGAUUAACGUGGAAAGAAUCGCUAAAACGAUCCUCAAUGAAAGGAAAACUUCUCCUGGUAAUAAGGCAGCAUUACGUGAUUGCAUCGAGCUUUAUAAAGAUGCAAAUAGUUCUUUAAACAAAGCUUUAACGAACGUUAAGUAA
This is a messenger RNA of Thlaspi arvense, 270 nucleotides long. NCBI's taxonomy places the organism in Eukaryota, Viridiplantae, Streptophyta, Magnoliopsida, Brassicales, Brassicaceae. The record is from the annotation of a GenBank genome assembly.